UAGUUUACUUUCGACAACUAAACGGAACAUAUCACGUCGCAAAAAUAUAGUCCAAUAAUAAUAUGGAAAACUGGAAGCUCUCGCUGGCAGGCUUUGCCCUGUUGUCGAUCAUUUGCAGCUGUGCUGGCACGAAUCCUUUGGCCAGCAACUAUACCAACGAUAUACUGCGCCUCGCCAAGGCAGCCCACAUCAAGGCCUACCUGAGCACGGAGGAACCGAGGCCGUGCGACAACUUUUACAACUAUGCCUGCGGCAACUGGCCGCGUCUGCACCCGGCGCGUCUCCACAACAAGAAGACCAACUAUCUCGAGGAGCUGCAGGAGCUGUUCGUGCGCAAGAGCGCAGAUAUGCUGAAGAGCACGAAACCUGGCGCUGACAGCAGCGCGGAUCGUCUGCUGAAAAGCUUUUAUGGCUCGUGCUUUGUCCAGGCUAAUAACACGGCCUCUGCGCUGGCUGCGCUGCUGCAGGUAACCGAUUUCCGUGGCGGCUGGCCAGAGAUCCGAGUGCCGUCCUGGUACCAUUACGAGUACGACUGGCUGCAGGUGGUGGCCAUGCUGAAGCGUCGCUUGGGCGUGGACAUACUCAUCGGCCUCGACGUUGUGCUCGACUAUAAGGAGGAGCAUAUGCAUCGACUCAAGCUGGGAGCACCGCAGCUGCCGCUGGGACAUCGUCGUCAAUAUCUGGAUGCAGGCUACCAUGAUGCUCGCGAGCGUUACGAGCGCUCAAUCCGAGAGAAGCUGGAGGGUUACUUUCCAGAGCAGCCGGAUCGCUGGCAUGAGGAGGUGGCCGCACAGGUUCUGCAGAUUGAGCAGCAGCUGGCGAAGGGAUUGCCGCACAAUGCGGCGCUUACGUUGGAGCAGACGACCCGACAACGUACGGCCGCCGAGAUGAAGGCCGCCUAUGGCAACUACGUGGAUGUUAGCCGUUAUUUGCAAAUGAUCUUCAACGAUUCGAUGUACGUGGAUCUGUACGAGACGCCUGAGGACUACAUGUCCAAUCUGGUGGACGUGAUCCGGAACACGCCGAAGCUGCAUUUGGCCAAUUACACAAUUUGGCGUGCAUUGGAUACUCUGGACGAGGCACGUGUUCCGGCGACAGUCCAGCCAGGGAUCUGGUGCGUGCAACUGGUGCGCAAGUACUUUCCACAGCAUCUGGAGAGCCUGUUCCAUCGCAACUACAACAACAUGGACAUGAUCAACGAAUUGCAGUCCACCUGGGCGGACAUCAAGCGAGUCUUCCGUGAGGAUUUGCAGGCAUCCACAGAUCUACACUGGCUCACGCUGGACACACGCCAGAAAGCCAUCGCCAAGCUGGAGGCGCUCGAGCUGCAGUUCCGCAAUCACGACGACACACAACUCAUCCGACAGAUGCACGGCCUGCAGCUGCACCCGGAUCAAUUCUAUCAGAAUUUGGUGAGAGUCUUGCAGUGGCACACGCAGCGACAGCUAUCGAAGCUGGUGGAGGAGCCGCAGUUGACGGACCAAGUGUAUAAGGUGCCGCACUACGAGCUGACCACCAACAAGAUGCAAAUACCCAUCACUUUUCUGCAAGCGCGCUUCUUUUGGGAUCCCGCCUAUCCGAACGCCCUGAAAUACGGCACGCUGGGCGUUUUGCUGGCCCGCCAGAUGCUGCAUGGCUUCGACGAUGUGGGAAGACGCUUCGACCGACAUGGCUAUCGCAAUAACUGGUGGGAUACCACCUCGGAGAGCUCGUUCGCCCGACGCGCCCAGUGUUUCCAGGAGCAGUACGCCAUAUAUGUACAGUUCAGGGAUAAGCCCGUCAAGGACAAAGGUCUGCUGAGCCGAAUUGUCGCCGACAACGGCGCACUAAAUAUCGCAUAUCGCGCCUACACAAAAUGGCUCAAGAACUCGGCCGAGACGCCCAUCAUCUACCAGCGGGAGCGAUUGCCAUUGCUCGAUCACUCGGAGAACGAACUCUUUUACUUGGCCUAUGCCCAGCUCUACUGCUCCGACUACCCGGAUUCCCUGGAGAUCUUCGAUGAGCUACCCGAACAGUUGCGUGUCAACACAGCGCUCUCCAAUUCCGAGCAGUUCGCGAAUGCCUUCAGGUGCUCCAGAGACGACAAGUUAAAUGCCCGCUUCAAGUGCGCACUCUAUUGAAUAGCUAAUCACAUCAUUUUGUAUCUGCGACACAUAUCUAACAUAUUAUACAAGUCCAAUAAAGCUUUGCACAUUCGAAUCUCUA
Molecule: messenger RNA, 2205 nt
Organism: Drosophila montana
Lineage: Eukaryota; Metazoa; Arthropoda; Insecta; Diptera; Drosophilidae
Gene: Nepl15
Product: Neprilysin-like 15
Exons: 1
Coding region: 63-2120 (685 amino acids)
Biological process (GO): protein processing
Cellular component (GO): plasma membrane
Molecular function (GO): metalloendopeptidase activity
Source: RefSeq, a predicted model, not a curated record